AUGGAUUUAAAUGGUGUCAGUAAAAUCGUCAGUGCUUUAGAGUUAAUCCAUUCACCAAAGACCUCAAACACAGAUCGUCAAGAGGCACAGUCCUUUUUGGAACAGGUGAAAAGACAAGAAGAGUCACCACUUUGGGGGUAUGAGCUAGCGCUUCCUUCUCAAAGUGCUAUUGUUCGUCAUUUUGGGUUAACACUUUUGCAAAACUCCAUCAAUCGUGAAUGGUCAAAUUAUGACCAAGAGAAGAAGCUAGCUAUUAGAAGUUGGAUCAUUGACCUUUCAAUGAAAUUGUUACCUGAAGAUCCACAUUUUUUAAAAGAAAAACUAGCAUUUCUAUGGGUCGCUGUUGCUAAAAGAUGUUGGGGCUCCUUUGUUGAAAAAUAUGAAGAUAAACUGGCCACAUCACAAAAAUUGGUUGAAGGUUGGGCUACAAUGGACAAAGAUCUUUUGGGCUUAUUCAAAGCUAGCUCUCAUACUAGGGAGUUAUCAUUAAUUAUAUUCAGAACAUUGUUUGAAGAUGUUUACAUAUUGGAUGAUUCCAUCACAUCGAAAAGAAGUCAGGUCUUGAACUCAAUGUGUACAAACGUUGUUUUACCAGAUACCUUGCUGAAUUCCAUUUAUGAGCCUAAUGUGAACUUACAAGAGUCAAAGGCUACUAAGGAAGGCUGGCUUUUAAUUUGGCAAGAGCUGUUGAACGAAUCAAUAAGGAAUGGUGAUGAAAGAAGUAUGAUCAAGAUUCUUGAGACGCUAAAGACGUGUUUGAAUUGGCCAUAUAGUAGUCUAUUGAACCAAGCACAAAUUUUGAAAACAUUUUUAGAUGCUAUUUUGGUGUCCAAUAUCAGAGUUAAAAUCCUAACUGUUGAUUGUUUGCAUAUUCUUUUUACUAGAAGCUUCAAUGAAGAAAUUGAUCUGGAACAAAUUGUUGGGUCAAUUUUUAAACCUGAAGGCAUUCAAUUACUUGGAACUAUUUACAGCUCAAUCCAAAAUGACCCAGAUGAUAUUGAUGAUGAGCUGUAUGCUUUCACCAAAAAAUUUACUGAAAUGGUUGUUGGAUUAAGCGAACAUUUGACCAAAAUCUCCACUGACUCAUCAGAUAUUGGUAAGUACUUGGAAUUGGUUUUAUCAACCACUACAAGUCCCAGUCUUACUAUAAGUUCCAUUUCAUUGAACUUUUGGGGAUAUAUGCUUAGGGAUGAUGCCAAAAUUGCCAUCAUUGAAAAAAUCAUUCCAGACUUAUUGGAAGUUGCGGCUUCAAAGCUUGUCAAUUACAGUGACUUCAAUGAAGAUCAUAUAAGUCAAAAAUUCUUAGCUGUUGACUUUAACUCCCAAGCAGAAACCUACUCAUUUUUAGGUAACUAUAAGAAGCUAAUUGAUGAUAUCAUAAGGCUGAUUGCAUGUGUCAAAGCUGAUAUGGGUCUCUUAUGGUUAAAUAACAGAUUGGAGUCUUUCUUUUCAUCUGAGCUAGGUAACCAAGUUAUCAAUUCAGCAAAAUUAGAUCAUCAUGGAGAGCCAUUUAUUUUAGGGAUCUCUCAACUAGACAUCACAGAGUCAUGUGUAAGGGGUAUUGUUAGGUGGAAAAUCUACUACAAUAAGGCAAAUUAUAAUGAAAAACUGGAUCAACUUUUGAUUCAAGUUGAAGAACUAGCACAAAAACUAUUAAAUGUUGAACUGAAAGAUCCUGUUUUGUUGAAAAGACUAGGUCAAAUGUAUGUUCAAUUCACACCACUGUUGAAAGAGCAUAUGAUCUUCAAGGUUAUAGAGAAACUUCUUACACUCUCAACUUUUGAAUACCCAUCAAACGGUACGGAAGAAGAAACAUCACUGGUUAAAGAUCUUAGAACAAGUUGUGGUACUGAAUUGAAUAGGAUUGCCUUUCUGAUGCCUGAAAGCUUCAAAAAUAUUUUAGAUGAUCUUGAGCAAGUCAUUGAAAAUUUAUUACCAAGGCUAACACCAACUGAAGCUGUCACUUUCAAGGCAUUCUUAUUAGUUGUUUCACAAAGAGCGUCUGUUCCAAAUAAAGAUGAAAGAUUUAUUAAAGUUGUUGAACCUGAGAUCGCAGCUUGGACUAACCCUGAUACUAUGAAAGGUUUAAGUGAACUUCAAUGGUUCAUGGAGAGAUUAGGAAUUGUGCAAAUUGCUGAUUAUUUCAAAACUAGAAAUAUUAGUCCUGGUGCUGAUUUAUUAAAGACACCUAUGGAUGAGCAAGGGCUGAAACUAAAAUCUGAUUUGAAAGAAAGAUGGUCCACUAUUUUCCCUAUUAGAACAACAAGAUUAUUACUCCAGUACUCAAUUGAAAAAUUACCACAUGAUACUCCAGAAUUCAAGAAUUUAUUAAGACUAUGGAGACCUAGGGUUAUUCCAAUUAUCCCUCAUAUUUUACAACUGUUGUAUCAAAUUCAAGCGUAUCAUAAUCCAGCAAAUUGGACUGAUCUUCCGGAAGUUGUUCAAUCAUUUGUUCGUGAUACUACAGUGGAAAGAUUUUGGCAAAUGGGUGUUUCUAUCCAAACCCGUGAUUCAUUUUUGGAGGAGAGUGAAAAAGCUAUGAAUACCUUGAGAGAUUUUGCAGAUUCUGUUGGUCAUAUUGUUAGGUAUACUAGGGAAUAUGUUUUCCUGUCUAUUGCAUCAAUUUGUGAACUUGAAGAUACUUUUUACACAAUUCCUGGUAUUGCCGAUCUAUUUUGGAGAGCUGCCACGGGUGAAAAAGUUGGUAUUACAUUGCAUUCAUGGAAACAUAUGAUCAAUGUGAGUUUGAGGGCGGUUAUCAAAAAAUGUCCACCUACAAAUGUUGAUGAUUUCAUGUCACAAUUGUUACCUCAAAUGUUCAAUACAUUAGAUGAAUUGUUAAUCAAUAAAUGGGAAAAAGUUUACAUUUCAGGUAUGAAUUUUGAUGAAAAUGAUGAUCAAUUAUCUGAAGAAAUGAUGGAGGAACAUUUAUUGAGACAAGUUACACAAGUUACAAUUAGAUUGUUAGUUGAUUGUGUUGGUCAAUAUGGUUACAAAAAUCCAUUAACUCCAACUCAAAAGGCAAUCCGUAAAUUGGUUUUCAACAAUAUGCAAGUUUUAGGUUCAUUUUUAAAUUUUGUUUGUCAUUUAAUUAUGUUUAAAGAUUCAAGAAGUUCUUUCAAUGUUUUACUUAUUGUUAGAUCACUGAUAACAGAAAUUAUUAUGAAGAAUGAUGAAGUUGAUAAUUUCUUGUGUGAAUAUUUAACCAAGUCAUUAAUUUUUGUUUUAACUGAUGAUUUUUAUCGUGAAGCACAAAAUGAAGCAGCAUAUGUUUUAACUGUUUUAUAUAUCAACUUGAGAGGAAGAAGUCAAUAUAUUUCAACUGUUUUGAAAAAUUAUUUACCAAAUGCUACAGAUGUCCAUAUCCAAAAAUACGAACAAGGAUUAGCAGAGUCCAAAAAUCUGAAAGAACAAAGAAAUGCAUUAUUAGAUUUAAUUCAACAAGUUAAAGAUGAAGAUCAUGAUGAUGAAAAGUUUAAAAAGGAUAGAAAUAAACAAUUGGAAAUGAUCACAAAGAAGAAAAAGAAUGAAUCUGAUAUGAUGAAUGAUCCAUUUGUGGAGAAUGGUGCACUUGGAAAUUUAUUUGGUGAUGAAUAG
Messenger RNA from Hansenula anomala, 3597 nucleotides. RefSeq names its product karyopherin MSN5 (gene MSN5). Gene Ontology annotation, cellular component: cytoplasm; RNA nuclear export complex; nucleus. Gene Ontology annotation, biological process: RNA export from nucleus; protein export from nucleus. Gene Ontology annotation, molecular function: RNA binding; nuclear export signal receptor activity; small GTPase binding. The transcript has a single exon. The record is from RefSeq and is a predicted model, not a curated record. Lineage: Eukaryota; Fungi; Ascomycota; Saccharomycetes; Phaffomycetales; Wickerhamomycetaceae. Bases 1 to 3597 code for a protein of 1198 amino acids.